GCGGGGCAAAUACCGGAAGUGGGGGUAGAGGAAGUCCUCCCAGCAUGCAGCGCGACGCGCUAGUUUUGGAUUCAGCAGCAGGUGAAAACAAGAAGAAGAAGAAGAAGAAGAAGAGUUCAUGUCAACAACAUGUCGCCGAGUGUGAUUUAAAACGGAUUAACUACGAGUGUGAGUCGUUUAAACGGAGGACGUCGUCAUUCUGAAAUACUCUCCAGUUAUGAGGAUGAGCAGCCCAGGACCGAGCAGUGGGACAAACAGACCAGCUGAACUCUUCGAGGACUUGUGGAGGCAGCUCGGAGAGUGUCACCAGAAUGCACUUCAAGAACUGGAGACAAGAGUGGGCAGGUUGAAGAAGGAGCGCUGUUUAGAUGCUCAGAGGCUUGAGGUGUUUUACAGUCGCAACCAGCAGCUGAAGGAGCAGAACACAAGCCUGCAGGAUGCCAUCAGCCUCUUGGAGGAAAGGCUCCGAGCAGGAGAAUGUGAUCGAUGUGCCAUUUUAGAGGAGAACCUGAAAAACGACCAGGAGCAGAAUCUGCGUCUCAUCGCUGAACUGAAGAAUGAAAGAAACGUCCUGAAGGAUGAGAACAGAAAACUACAAGCUGAAGUGCAGAACUUAAAGAUGUCUUGCUCCGAGCUCCAACAGGUCUCAGCCCCAGAACAGGAAGAAGGCGUCAUCCCUGACUCACCAGUAAUGCCGAGCUCGCUGCCCGCGGCGAACAGACUGAAGAAACGUAAAAACGUGGACAAAAGCAGGCGCGUUCGAUACACAGAACGGCCUUUAACACACAGUAAUAACUCGCUCUUCAGUGAGCUGAAGCCUGUCGAUGCGGCAAAGAAUCCUGGAACAGCAGAAGUGCUUGUACCCAACACAUGUGACCUGGACGCAUCCCAAAUCUCAAACGGUUCGAGUCCUGAUAGAGAAGAAGUGAUCGCAGAAACAUGCGCCUUCGAACUACUUGUCAAGCAUCCCAUGAAAAGUGACGUGGCUGCAGUGCAGCCGAGGAGCUCGAAGCCUCUCUGGAAAAAUAACGUUUCUUUAAAGCCUCAUGGCUCCUCUUCUCCGUCCACACUGAUCCACAGUCCAGACUCCACUAUGGAAAGUUCCCCAUCUCUUCUCCCCCGAGUCAAGAGGUUUUCAGCGGACAGCUUCAAUCACAAAGCUAAAAGGAAGAAGGAGGAAAUUCAGAGGAAAGAGGACAACAAACAUAGGACCCAGGAGCGGGUGGACUCACAGAAGGAAGGCAAACACACAGAACCCAAACUGAUCGAACGCACCUCAACACCAAAUCAAAGUCUCGUGAAGCAGCUGCCGGACAGCAAGGAUAAAGAGAGACAGGUUGAUUCAGGACAAAAUGAGCCCAGUCUUUUUUCUGCAAGUCCUGCUUUCAAGAAACCAGACGUGAGGUGUAAAGGAUCGGGGGACGGCGCUGGGAGGAAAAGAACCCCCCUGCAGGACGCGUCACGUGACCGACAUGAAGCAGAGAAUGCUGAAAGGAAAUGCAAAGUGGAACCAAUGUGGAGCAUUGACCCUGCGCUCGCCCUGUCCAUGUAUGACAGCGAGUGGAGAGGAGAUGAGCAAACAGAGAAAGAGUGUCAUGGAGAACUCCCAGACACCGACUGCACCUGGGUCAGUCACAGUUUACUCCAGCGUCAGGGAGAGAAUGACCGGGCCCGAGAGGACAGCGUUUCAGGACUCGGUGAGAAGGCCAAUGACAGUUUGGACAUGAUGUUUGAUACCACAGCUUGUGGGGAAUACAUGUCUUACAACAGUUCACAUGUAGGCCACAGCCAUCACUGUGGUGGUGGUGAUGAUGAUGAUGGUGAUGAUGAUGAUGAUGAAGAAGAAGAAGAAAAGGAAAAUGAACAAGAUGCUCCUGAAAACUCUCCAGGUCAAAGCAAAUCUCGCCUACAUUUUCUUCUCUGGCUCAGACACCCAACAUUUGCACAUGUGGCCGUAGUUCGCAAGAAAGACGAGAGAAGAAAACUGAAGGGCGCUACCUGCAAGGAAUGUGAAAUUUAUUACGCUCAUCUUCCAGAGGAGGAAAAGCAAAAUAAGUUGUCCGCCUGCUCGAGGCACCGCUUUCUUUACAUUCCUCCUUCUACUCCGGAAAACUUCUGGGAAGUUGGAUUCCCAUCCACACAAACAUGCAUUGAAAGAGGUUACAUCAAGGAAGAGAAGAAUCCUAAGGCUCGCUCACGGAGGAGACAACCCUUGAAUGCUUUAUUCUCCCCAAAGCAAGAGAGCUGAAGAAGUUUGACUUGGUCCACAGCAAGUAAAUACCAUAAAGAAAUAAGAAGUUUGUUUCUGUAUUUAAACUGCACUGGGGACAGUGAAGCUGUCACCUGACUGUAGAUAAGUGUGCUUGUGAUGUGAUUAGAUAAAUAAAAGUUACUUUGUGCCUUUAAA
Molecule: messenger RNA, 2407 nt
Organism: Paralichthys olivaceus (Japanese flounder)
Lineage: Eukaryota; Metazoa; Chordata; Actinopteri; Pleuronectiformes; Paralichthyidae
Source: RefSeq, a predicted model, not a curated record